This is a messenger RNA of Aspergillus oryzae RIB40, 588 nucleotides long. RefSeq lists its product as uncharacterized. Lineage: Eukaryota; Fungi; Ascomycota; Eurotiomycetes; Eurotiales; Aspergillaceae. The transcript has a single exon. The record is from RefSeq and is a predicted model, not a curated record. The coding region runs from base 1 to 588 and encodes 195 amino acids.
AUGUCAUUGUACGAAAGCCAGGAUGACCUUACAAUUACUGGGGUGGUAGACAUGGAGUGGGUCUAUGCAGGGCCAGCUCAGCUAUUCGGAUCUGCUCCCUGGUGGCUUCUUAUGGGUCGACCUCUCAACGAGGAAUGGGAUUUCGACGAGGAUGAUGCCCCAGAGGCCACUGAUCGCUACUUCAAAUACUUGGAAAUUUUUAUACGCGUGCUAUCAGACGAAGAGGGUAAGAUGACGGGGAAUGGCCGCAAAGAACUCGCCGAGCUGGUUAAUGGUCUAAGAAUUCUGGAGCCAUGUGGCUCCAUAUGCUUCUGUCGAGUGACCUUUUUAAUACACCUACCUUGUAUGCAAUUGCGAAAAUUCAAGGGUACUGAGUGGUGGGACGAGCGCUUGAAGGAGAAUGGUGAUACGGAGGAAGUCGAAACAUUCGUUGCAAGCAAGCUGGAAGACCUGGCAGCGUAUGACAAGAUCAAGGAUAAGGUGGAACAUUUCAAGGCCCUCAUGGAUAGCAAGGAGAUAACAACAACAGAUUUCAUUAGUUCUGUUUAUUCUCUUCUAAGAUCUGCUCAAGAAAAGUGCUCGGACUAA